AUAUGAAUUCUGUUAGCCGCUACCGUUUCAUUUUAGUAAUAACUUUCUACCCUCUGUUCCUUCCAAACACCCUGUCUCUCUCUCGUAUUCAUAAGAACCAACCACCCCAGCCCAGUUGAUAGAUAGACCCUUUUGGUCAAGCCACCCCUCCUCUUCCUUGUUCCACCCAUUUUUAAUCCUUGCUGCCCAUUUUAUUAAUUAUAAUUAAUUACUAAUCAUAAUUAAUUAUAAUUAAUUAAAAUAUCCUUGUUUUUAUCAGCUCCUAUAACUUCUAGUAAUUGAUCUGGUUACAAGGAAAUUAGCAGCAAGAGAUCUGAAAGCAUCCCCUCUUACUAGGAAAGUUGAAGAUUUCCUGUUCUUUCACACACAUAUUACAACACACACAUACUAAACGAGAAAGUUUUUAUGUAUGUAUGUUGGUUUGGUUUUAGUUACGCGUGGCUGUCUGGAUUGGACUCGUGUAAGCAUGGUGGCCUCUGUUUGAGAUGACUAGUUGUAGUUUAUGUGAGUUUGUAUGUAUCUUUUAUACAUACAGAUCGAAACACAACUGCAAGACUCUCAUAUCUCUCUUCUCUCUCUUCCACCGACAACAACUAGUUAGUUGUUGAAACUAGUUUGACUUUGCAAGUAUGAUGCGUAUGAAGGGUAUUUACUCGCCGGAGAAUGAAAGCUCCGGCGCCAAGGAUGUGUGGGAAAUGAGGCCGGGUGGAAUGCUUGUGCAGAAGCGGGACCCAGAUGCAGAUCACCACCGUGUUCCGCCGCCGCCAACUAUUAGAGUUCGUGUCAAACAUGGUUCUGUUUAUCACGAGAUUAAUAUCAGCUCUCAAGCAAGUUUUGGGGAGUUGAAGAAGAUGUUAUCCGGGCCGACGGGAGUUCAUCAUGAAGAUCAGAAGCUGUUUUAUAAAGAUAAGGAGAGGGACUCUAAAAGUUUUCUUGAUAUUGUUGGGGUGAAAGAUAAGUCGAAGAUUGUGCUUAUUGAAGAUCCAAUUGGGCAAGAGAAGAGGCUUCUGGAGAUGAGAAGGAAUGCUAAAUUGGAGCAAGCUUCUAAAUCUAUUUCACAGAUUAGCUUGGAGGUUGAUAGGCUUGCUGGUCAGGUUUCAGCAUAUGAAUCUAUAAUAUCUAAAGGUAAAAAUGUUGGCGAUAAGCAAUUGGAGACUUUAAUUGAGCUGUUAAUGAACCAACUUGUCAAGUUGGAUGGCAUUUUUGCCGAUGGAGAUGUCAAAUUGAAGAGAAGAACGCAGGUCACGAGAGUGCAGAAGCUUGUGGAAACAUUAGAUAUGUUAAAGGAAAAGAGCUCAAAGCCUGGGAGCACGGCAACUCAUAUUGCUCCAAAACUUGAAAAGAAGCCAUUGCCGAAUCUUCUAGAUAUGUUAACAGUGAAGACCUCAAUGUCCACCAGCAAAGGGACCGGUAUUAGUCAAAAACUUCAGCAGAAGAAACCACCAAUUCCAAGGCCUCAAGGGAGAUACUCAGGAGAGCAAGUUCCAUCUCCACCAAUUCCAAGGCAGCAAGAGAGAUACUCGGGUGAGCAAGUUCCAUCUCCAACUCAGCAUCAACAGUCGAAGCGUUCUGUUAGGCAGUUACCUGUAAAUGUUCAGAAACAAGAAGCUACUCACUCACCAUCAGGAUCAGUAGUCAUAACCACACAAUGGGAAACUUUUGAUCCUGUUCCAGCACCAAUGCCUCCAACAUCAAAGGCAGCAUCAAGCAAUGAUAGUGCAAAACCUCCUCAAUUUACGUGGAAUUUGCUUUAAAGCGGUAAAAAACUCUUGUGUUUUGGUGUGUGGGGAUGUGUGUUUUGAGUUUGUGUGUCCAGUUGCUUUGCUGCCUAUUUUCUUUUAUUCUUUGUGUGUAGAGUUUUUGAAUUAUUAUCUGUGAAUGACUUGUUACUUGAGAAAAUAAAUGGCGGAACUCUAAUACCGCUAGCAAUAUUACAUUGUCUUUCGCUUA
Molecule: messenger RNA, 1950 nt
Organism: Daucus carota subsp. sativus
Lineage: Eukaryota; Viridiplantae; Streptophyta; Magnoliopsida; Apiales; Apiaceae
Product: BAG family molecular chaperone regulator 3
Exons: 4
Coding region: 630-1754 (374 amino acids)
Biological process (GO): protein stabilization
Cellular component (GO): cytoplasm
Molecular function (GO): adenyl-nucleotide exchange factor activity; protein-folding chaperone binding
Source: RefSeq, a predicted model, not a curated record